AUGCAGGCUAAUCCCAACCGCCAGCUCCGCUAUCAGACCGUCCAGUUCGUCAGCGGUGGACAAAAGGAGCCGGACGACCCUUCUGUCCUCAGGAAUCUAGAUAAUCUCGCCCUGGACCAGCCUGGCCAGCCUGCUCGGCCUGAGGAUGUCGAUAUCGACGUCGACACCGUCGUUGAGGAGUUACAUGUGACUGCCUCCAGGGAAGAGCCCACGGAUGACCUCUUCUCCAUCGAUGCAGACGGUGACAAGACCACUCCCAAACCUACAUUCCCGAAACCCGUUAUCAACUGUGAUUCCUCUGAUUCCAGCGAAGACGAGGUUGUCUUUAAAGGCAGAAGGCCAGCCUGGGGAUACUGGAGUCAACAUGUGUCCCCCAUAGUCAUCAACGACCCUCCAGCCACGGCCAGGGCUCAAGAUACGCAUCCCAGACGCAGUAACCAGACCGGCCGCCACGAAAAUCCCGGGUACCAAGGGUGGACCGGCGUGACUGAAGCUUCGGCGCCACACAAGGUGGUGCUGGAGUUCGGGAACGACUCGGCUGAUUCUGAUGCCGUUGCAGACUACAUUGCCAAUAUCGAUCAAGAUGACGCGUCUGGCAGCUCUACAGAUGACGAACAGCCAGGCAGAGCCGCUACUCCCAAAACUCCGCACAUGUCAGGCCCAGACGGUGUUGAGAAUAUAGACAGUUCCGACGAAGGGGAAGACGACGAUGAUGACAAUGACGGCUCUGAUCUUGAAGAGAUAAUUGACGAGGACAUGCAGUGGAUGUCUGACGAACAGCUUGCUCACCUCCUCGACAACCGCGACAUCCCCGACAUGGACGCGGACGAGAUCGACUUUUUCACCACGAACGGGUUCGCCAGAUCCGCUGCAACAACUACGUCGGGUUUGAAGAAGAAAAAGAAGAACAAGAAGAAGAGUGCACAGCUACGAGAACCCGUGUCGGCUUCCAAACUCGCCGAUAUGUUCGAAGAGGACCCCUACGGCGUCUUUGAUGUCAUGGACCGCAACCGUGCUAGCGUGAUGGGUAAGAAGGCAAGAGGGAAGAUUCCGGACUUCAACCUGUCCGACAGCGAGCUCGAAUCCAACAUCCAGGCUUCCUGGGAGGCUGAUCGGGAGAAGAAGAAGGCCAAGAAGCUUGAACGGGAGGAACUGCGCGCACAGGGGCUGCUGGGCAGAUUUGGCAAGUCUCAGCCACAGGGGAACUCCCCCAAUGACGUUCGUGAUGAGAUCCGUUCGUUUAUGAUGUCCCGGACACAGACCCUCCACCUCCCACCAAUGACCAAAAAGGACCGCAGGAUCGUCCAUGAGAUAGCCAACGCGCUCUCGCUCAAAUCCAUCUCCCGUGGUAAAGGCAACGACCGCUUCCCCAUCCUCACAAAGACCCAGGGCACUCCUGUCUUCUACCCUGACGAGACCGCGAAACUCGACGCCCUCGUUUUCCGCCACCGGAUCACACGAUACUCUGAGAGACGGCGGACAGAAGCAGGCGCACGCCCCGCCAAGUCCAGCGGCGAGGCCAAAGCAGCCUCGUACAGGGACGGAGAUGUCGUGGGAGCAUGGGCGCCAGAGAUCGGUGCUGAUAACCGGGGCAGGGUCAUGCUGGAGAAGAUGGGCUGGAAUACCGGCAUGUCUCUCGGCGCGGCCAACAACAAGGGAAUCCUACAGCCUAUUACCCAUGUUGUCAAGACUACAAAGGCAGGUCUGGGAUAA
Molecule: messenger RNA, 1713 nt
Organism: Microsporum canis CBS 113480
Lineage: Eukaryota; Fungi; Ascomycota; Eurotiomycetes; Onygenales; Arthrodermataceae
Exons: 3
Coding region: 1-1713 (570 amino acids)
Molecular function (GO): nucleic acid binding
Source: RefSeq, a predicted model, not a curated record